Papaver somniferum (opium poppy) is the source of this 1863-nucleotide messenger RNA. RefSeq lists its product as uncharacterized. The coding region runs from base 108 to 1610 and encodes 500 amino acids. The record is from RefSeq and is a predicted model, not a curated record. The transcript has 2 exons. Lineage: Eukaryota; Viridiplantae; Streptophyta; Magnoliopsida; Ranunculales; Papaveraceae.
UUAUGAACUCAAAUCAUCAGUGCACUCAUAGCAUCAAUUCCAUAACCCUUAAUCAUUAAUCAUUUGGAAGUUAUAUUAAGCAAAGAUAACAGCAAGGAACCAGUAUCAUGGCUCUAGCAGAGGUUCAUUUUUCUGUUGCAUCUCUUAUGGUGUUGUUGGCAAUGGGGUUGAUGGCAGAGGCAGCCAGAUAUCCACCUGGACUCGACAAUCCUAACCAAGCCACUUGUAAAAACAAGGAGUUCACAGAAUGUUACAACCAGCAGCCUCAAGUUUGUCCUGAGUUUUGUGGUGACCAGGGUUGUCAUGUCAAUUGUGUUACAUGCAAACCCGUCUGUGGUCCUGAUGAUGGAUCAUCUUCAAGUCCUCCCAAACGCAGUACUCUAACAAAAGAGGAGAAAGAAAAGAACAAAGCAGAGAAAGAGAAGGAGAAAGAAAAAAAGAAACAAGAGAAAGAGAAGGCGAGAGAAGAGAAGAAAAAGGAGAAAGAAAAGAAGAAAGAAGAGAAACAGAAGGAGAAGAAAAAGAACAGUCCUCCGGUGUACCCUUCACCACCUACUGUGCCGACCCCUUCACCUCCAGUGUACCCAUCACCACCUACUGAGCCAACCCCUUCACCACCUACGGAGUCAACUCCUUCACCUACAGUGUAUCCAUCACCACCUACUGAGCCAACUCCUACCCCUACAACUCCAUCCACUCCACCUAGUUCCGAGGUUUCAGCAAAGAGACGAUCUAGGUGCAGGAACCCCAAAUACGGAAAGUGCUACAAUGUUGAGCAUGUUUGUCCCGCUGCAUGCCCUACUGGAUGUGUGGUUGACUGCGUCACCUGCAAACCCAUGUGCAACUGUGAUCAACCCGGAUCUGUUUGCCAAGAUCCAAGGUUUAUAGGUGGUGAUGGUAUCACCUUCUACUUCCAUGGAAAACAAAACAGGGAUUUCUGCCUCCUCUCAGACUCCAACCUCCAUAUAAAUGCCCAUUUCAUUGGUAAAAGAAACCAAAACAUGAAGAGAGACUUCACUUGGGUACAGGCCGUUGGUAUCCUCUUCGGUGACCACCAAAUCUACGUUAGCGCUCAAAAGACAGCUGCUUGGGACGAUUCUGUCGACCGUCUGGGACUCACUUUUGAUGGACAACCAAUCUACUUGCCUGAAUCGGAAGGAGCCAAAUGGAAAUCUGAAGUUGCUCCGAGUGUCACCAUUACUAGGUCAAGUACGACUAACAAAGUCAUUGUUGAAGUAGAAGGAAACUUCAAAAUAACUGCAAAUGUUGUACCAAUUACGGAAGAAGAAUCUAAGGUUCACAGCUAUGGUAUAACUAAAGAUGAUUGCUUUGCUCAUCUUGACCUCGGUUUCAAGUUCUAUUCACUUGCUCAGAAUGUAAAUGGUGUCUUGGGUCAGACUUAUGCCAAAAACUACGUGAGUAAAGUGAAAAUGGGUGCAUCUAUGCCUGUUAUGGGUGGAGAUGAUAAGUUUAUCGUCUCAAAUGUCCUUGCUAAGGAUUGUGCUGUUGCUAGAUUUACUGGCUCUUCUAGCAGCGAAUCUUCUUCGGAGUAUACUAGUAUAUCUUGCAGUAGUGGAAUUGACGGACGCGGUGUUGUCUGCAAGAAAUAGAACUUUUAACUGGCUUGAAUAAGACUCUUACACGUGGGAAUAUUAUUAUUAUUAUAAACUGAUAUUAUCUGCAUUAAAAAAUGGGUUCUUUACCAUAAUGUUUCAAGCCCUGAAGGGUUAGUAUGCAUGUACUUUGGCAAGAUUUGCGGUGAAUUAUCACGGUUACAGACAGUGUUCAGCCGUCCUGUUUCAAGAAAAUUUAAAAAUGGAUUCUUUACCAUAGUGUUUUAAGCCAGCCCAAUAAACAUUAAAA